GCUCAACCCUCAUGUAAACUUAAACGGAUGUAUUAGAAAUUUUAGAGAUUCACAACUAUCACACAGAUUAUUGUUUUUUUUUUAUCUCUAUCUUUAUAUAGGUUCUCAUCGUAUAUAAAGUUUUUCACCUCGUAAAUUAAAUCCGCGUAAAAACAGAUAUCUAUGUUUCGUGAGACUGGGGGAUACAAGAAGGAACCUGGCAACACAAGCUGUCAUUUUCCGGCGCGGGAAAAUCGUAAACAACACACAGCGGAAGAAAGCCCUUUAAUGCAGUUUUCUUAUAUGAUAGUUGUGCAGUACACAUAUAACAUUUUCGUCAGCUUAAGUUGCUGUAACUUUUAUUAGAGAAGAACAAGCGAAGGUAAUUCAUGGUCACUAAAACCCACAAAGUUUUCGCUGCCAAAUUCUGAAAGAAGCUAGCAACAACGUUGCGUUUAUUACGUUAGCUAGCUAUCGUGUUGCUGUAGCGUUCGCUUUAAAUUAUGUGUGCCAUAAAUUAAAGUUAAACAACGUUAGUUAAAUCUGUCAGGUAAGCAGUAUCGACCCUGUACGCUACAAUGGAUCGCUACAACGAGGUGAAAUUGCUGCUUAAAAGCUGGGAGCAGGGGUUUGUCAAAGAGCAUCACAAGAAACCAAACAAGGAGGACAUUGAUCAGGCUCCAGAGGAGACCAGGAAGCUGUAUAAAGAGUACCGCAGUUUGAAACAAGCCAAAGAAAACAGCAGCAGUGAUGCAGCUGGCGGACAUGCUGAACAGUCCAGAUCUACAGCUGAGGUCAACACCACCCAGAAGGUACUGGAGAAGGAGUCAGACUGUUGGGGUGCCCAUCUGAACCGCAUUGCACAGCCUGCAUUUUCUCCCAGACUGACACCCCAGGAGAGAGACAGUCUGAAUGCCUCUGCUCAAUACUAUGGCCUAAAGCUUAAAAACAACCUGGCUACACUCAGUAAGGAGAGACCUAUCUCACUGAAGAAAUCGUUCCUUCUGGGUCGGGUGCCUCUAAACUCCUUGAAAGAUGGACAAACUGGACAGACAAACAGCCCCGUUUCUGCUGCUACCAAGACCACUUCCACUGACCCCGAAUCCAGCCCUUUCUCACCAAGAAGAGUAAAGACUUGCUUGGGGUCCCUGGCUUCAAAGACACUCCAACCAGUGGAGCCUGAAGAGCUGUUUGAACCAUUUGAACCUGUUAGAGAGUCUUGUGAGGAACCUGCAAGUGCUGCGAGUAGUUGUAGUAAUAAUAUUAGUAGUAAGAGGAGUACUUGUAAAGUUACUAGUUCACAAAAUCAAAGCGCCUCUAGUCUAGCAUCCUCUCCAGCCAGAUCUUCUGCCCUGUUGUCGUCGUUAUCUUCUCCAUGUAGUGUCGGAACUUCAGAAGGACAUGUAGGAGCCACAGGAAAGUUAAAUGAAAGCAUAGGAGCUUCAGGAGACAAAGAAGAAAAUGUUGAAACUUUAGGAAGUCCACAUGGGGGUAUUAGUUCUGCAGGUGUUGGAACUUUAACUGGAUUGAGAGGAAGCCCUCGGUGUCUUGGAGGUUUCAGAGGAGGAAUGGGAGUUAGAGGCACUGGAGGAAGGCCCUCCCCUGGCAGCAGACUGAGUUUUGUUGACAGGAAGUGGUUAGAGAGGUGUCAGGUAUUUGGAGAGAUGGAGGCUGAGGUGAGGCCUGGAGCAGGCAACCAGGAGAUAGAUCUGGAGAAAAGUGGAGAGAGAGAAAGGGGAAGAGAAACGGAAGGAAAAAUACAAGGAGAUGAAAGAGUUGGAAAUGAAGAAAUAAAUGCAGAGGGACUAAGAAGAGAUGCCGACUCGGGAAGAGAUGAAGGGAUUAAGAGCAUUACCAGUGACAAAAUAGUCUGUGAUAGUGCACCGAAACCUGCUCUAAAACACACUGCAAAAGGCAGAGGAGGAGGGAAAGAAAAAGUGAAAAGGAAGGGAGGUGAGGAGAUGGAAAGAGGAUUGACACCACCUUUAAUGCCAGAAGACAACAAUGAGACAAGUCACAAAUCCAGAGGUACAAAGAAGAGAGGGAGGAAAAGGCAGAGAGAGGGAGAGAGCAUGGAGGGAGAGACGACAGAGGAGGGAGGAGUGAAGAAGAGGCAUAGGAAUGGCAAAAAGAAAGAGGAGAGCUCUGAUGUAAACCCCAGCCCAGCUCAAGAAGGAGGGAAGAAAAGGAGAGCCAAGAAAAAGGGAGAUGAAGAUGGAAAUGCAGAUGAAGAGAAAGAAACCAAGGUACCAAAAAAGGUUCCCCAGGAGAACUUGUUAGGAGAAAUAGAGGAGGAAUUUGGAACCAAGAGAAUGUAUCGCACUCAGUCUGUCAGAGCCAGAAGCAUGAAAGGUGCAGAGGGUAACUUUGUGAAGAUAAAUCUGAAGAAGAAAUCUCAUGUCAAAGGAUACGCACUAAGAGGUGUAGGUCUACGCAAACAGUUGUACAUGCAGAAGUUCCAGCUGAAAGGUGAACAUUUUGGUGGAGGUGGUGGAUUUUUUGGCAGAGGAAGGAGGGGUGGAUUUAGAGGGGGGUUCAGUCGACAGGGUGACACCUGCUACAAGUGUGGAGGGACCGGACACUGGGCCAUCGACUGCAAGGGACGAGCCCCUCCUCCUCCUGUUCCUGAGGACCCGCCUGCUGAAGAGGAGCCGUUUGAACUGCCAACUCUGGAGGAGGUUGCCAGGGCGACAGGAACACUGCAGCCUCAGCCGCUGGUGGCAUCUCCCAGUAUCGAUGAGAAACGGCCAUACCAAGAAAAGGAGGUGGACAGUAACCAUAAAGACGAGGUGUUGCUGAAUGUGAUUCGUCCUGACUAUGAGCGCCCUGCUCCUCCACCACCAAUGGAACCACUUUAUCAUCUCAAAGAUGAUGGGAAAGUCCAGGCAACACCUACUGAGGUGUAUGCAGCUCUGAGAAACCUUGGCUAUCAGUCAUUUAGACCAGGACAAGAGGAAGCCAUCAUGAGGAUCCUGUCAGGUCUCUCUACCCUCGUAGUGUUGUCAACAGGGAUGGGUAAAUCGCUGUGCUAUCAGCUCCCAGCGUACCUGUAUGCUCAGCGAUCAACAUGCAUCACUUUGGUCAUUUCACCUCUAGUCUCACUAAUGGAUGACCAGCUGUCUGGCCUGCCAGCCAAGCUGAAGGCAGCCUGCAUCCACUCCAACAUGACGAUGAAACAGAGAGAAGCUGCAAUAGAAAAGGUGAAGUCAGGUCAGGUGUGUGUGUUGCUCCUCUCUCCAGAGGCUCUGGUUGGUGGAGGUGGUUCAGGUUCAGGGUGUCUGCCCUCUGCUCAGGAGCUCCCUCCUGUGGCCUUCGCCUGUAUAGACGAAGCUCAUUGUGUCUCAGAGUGGUCACACAACUUUAGACCCUGCUACCUAAGACUUUGUAAGGUACUAAGGGAGCGUUUGGGAGUGCAGUGCUUGCUAGGACUCACAGCUACAGCCACACUGUCCACUGCUCUGGACAUUGCGCGUCAUCUGGACAUCACUGAUCAAGACGGCAUCGCAGUCCGAUCUGCUGCAGUGCCUCCUAACCUGCAUCUGUCUGUGUCCAUGGAUAGAGAAAAGGAUCAGGCUUUAGUAUCCUUGUUAAAAGGUGAUCGUUUUGGUUGUCUGGACUCCGUCAUUGUCUACUGCACCAGAAGAGAGGAGACUACUCGUGUGGCAGCACUGCUCAGGACCUGCCUGCAGGGGGUGCUGGUGAAGGAAAACAAACAAACCAACAGCAGCAGUCAGAUACAAAACAACCCUGUUGGACAGAGAAAGAAAGAGCUGGCUAGGAAGAAGAUUCGUAAACCACUGAAAUGGCAGGCGGAGUCGUACCAUGCCGGCUUGUCAGCAUCAGAGCGUCGCCGUGUCCAGAACAACUUCAUGUGCGGGGAGCUCAGAAUUGUGGUGGCCACUGUGGCAUUUGGCAUGGGCCUUGAUAAAUCUGAUGUCCGUGGUAUCGUCCACUACAACAUGCCUAAGAGCUUUGAGAGCUACGUUCAAGAGAUUGGGAGGGCAGGAAGAGAUGGAGAACCAGCACACUGUCACCUCUUUCUGGACCCUGAGGGUGGGGACCUCCAUGAGCUCCGUCGUCAUAUCUAUGCGGACACAGUGGACUACUACAUAGUAAAGAAACUGGUCCAGAAAGUUUUUCCUCCGUGCAAAUGUAAACAGAUACACCAGAGACAACAGGAUCUUGUAAAGGAUGUUGAAGAUUCAGAGCUGCUGGAAAUGAUGGAUGUGUGUGAUCAGGGGAGCAGCCUGAACCCUCCCACUCAGCAGGACAUACCAGUGCCAUCUACUGCACAGGAGAUGUCACAUCCCGAUGCAGCGGAGCUACCCCUCCAAGAAGAUAGAGAUGAAGGAAAGGAAAACGAGGAGGAGGAGGAGGAGAAAAAAGAGGCGCAGACAGUUGAACACAAGGAAGCUGAUGGUUUGAUGAGGCACAAGGACAUGGAGGUGAAAGGAGCCAGUGAUUGGCUGAGGGACCAGGAAGAGGAGAGCAGUGAUUGGCCUAGAGAGCGAGUGUGUCACACGCACGAGAGAGCGAUUCCCAUCCAACAAACUGUCGAGGCUCUGGACAUCACAGAGGAAGGUGUAGAAACGCUGCUCUGCUAUCUGGAGCUGCAUCCCCAGCGCUUUGUUGAACUUCUCCACCCAACACUGUCUGUGUGUAACAUCAGCUGCUAUGAAGGACCAAGACAACUCCAGAAAAUCACUAAAAUUUGCCCUCCGGUUGCUGUGGUGUUGGCCAGAAAGCGAAUGGCAGGCGAGCGCGUGGAGACAUGCGAUCAACUGGAGUUCGAUGUUGUCGAGGUUGCGGACACUAUGGGAUGGCAGCUUCCUCUUGUGAAGAGAGGACUCAGACAGCUGCAGUGGAGCACUGGUAGAACUGGCGGGCGUAGUGGUGUCCACGUUGAAUUCUCCUCCAUAUCUUUCUACUUCCGUUCCUAUGGCGACCUCAGCGAUGAGGAGAUGGACAGAGUUUGUCAGUUCCUCCAUAAUCGAGUGCAGAACCAAGAGAGAACACAGCUGUACCAGCUGACCGCGUGCUUCAAGGCCUUCAAAAGUGUCGCAUUCAACAACGUAUCGUCCUGUGUUGAUUAUUUGGAUGAGAGUCGCAGUCUCCAACUGAAAAGCCUUCUCUCCGAGUACUUCGACAAGAGGCGAGACCGAGGCCACACACUCACACCAGUGGACAUUGAGGAGCUGGACAAAUAUAAGUUGUCGGACUGGGAGAAUCAGAUCACAGCGGACAUCAGAAGUUUUCUUGCCAACCGAAGUGAUGAGAAAUUCUCUGGAAGAGCUGUUGCUAGAAUCUUGCAUGGCAUAGGCAGUCCUUGUUAUCCUGCUCAAAUCUAUGGCAGAGACAGACGCUACUGGAGGAAGUACAUCCAGUUUGACUUCAACCAGCUCAUCAGACUGGCAACUCAGGAGAUAAUCCGCUUCAAGUGACCGACCAAAUGUGCAUGUGCGUACACAGGUCUGCGCACAUGCGCCAUUCAAUUAUUUACUCACUCACUCAUACUCUUGCAGUCUGGUUUGAUGGAUUUGGCCAGAAACACCUGUUUUUGUUUCUCAUAUCACUUUUAUUCCAUCAUGUUGAAUGAUUUAAUCUGAUGUUUUCUACAAUGUAAAGUUUUUAUACAUGUACAUAGUAUACUCAUAAGGUUUUCUUUGUGGACUGUAAUUAAAUAAAAAAAUCUAUUUUUCUA
Messenger RNA from Siniperca chuatsi (mandarin fish), 5680 nucleotides. RefSeq names its product RecQ helicase-like 4 (gene recql4). The record is from RefSeq and is a predicted model, not a curated record. Gene Ontology annotation, cellular component: chromosome; cytoplasm; nucleus. The coding region runs from base 558 to 5420 and encodes 1620 amino acids. Gene Ontology annotation, molecular function: 3'-5' DNA helicase activity; zinc ion binding; ATP binding. Gene Ontology annotation, biological process: double-strand break repair via homologous recombination; DNA replication; telomere maintenance. The transcript is spliced from 28 exons. Lineage: Eukaryota; Metazoa; Chordata; Actinopteri; Centrarchiformes; Sinipercidae.